This is a messenger RNA of Lathyrus sativus (Indian pea), 966 nucleotides long. The record is from the annotation of a GenBank genome assembly. NCBI's taxonomy places the organism in Eukaryota, Viridiplantae, Streptophyta, Magnoliopsida, Fabales, Fabaceae.
AUGAGCGAAUUUGCAGAGACUCACAAGCGCGAACCUGAUUCAGAAAACAAGGACGAAGUUUCUGCAUCGAAGAAGUCAAGGGUUGAAUCUUCGGAAGAUAAUGCCUCAAAGGAAGUAUCUUUCCGCAUUGAAGCAGACGCGGCGGAGGAUAAAGGAUUGAGACAAACAAUGGAGGAUGAAUGGGUUGUUCUUCUCGAUGCAGCUCGAGAUUACCCUGGGAGUUUGAGAUGUGCUCACUUUGCAAUUUAUGACGGACAUGGGGGCCGGUUAGCUGCAGAGUAUGCUCAAAAGCAUUUACAUGGAAAUGUUCUUGCAGCAGGAUUACCACGUGAGUUGUUGGAUGUAAAGACUGCUAAAAGAUCUAUACUUGAUGGUUUUCGUAAAACUGAUGAGUCUCUUCUUCAAGCAAGUGCUGAAGGAGGAUGGCAGGAUGGUGCUACAGCUGUAUGUGUUUGGGUAUUGGGUCAAAAAGUUUUUGUCGCAAAUGUAGGAGAUGCCAAAGCAGUUUUAGCUCGGUCAGUUGUAUCUGUUGGAUCCCAAGAUAACUCAGACAAAGUCCAUGCUCUCAAGGCCAUUGUUUUGACGAGAGAACACAAACCUAUAUUCCCACAGGAGCGUUCACGCAUUCAGAAGGCUGGUGGUGUUGUGAGCUCAAAUGGACGAUUACAAGGGCGUCUUGAAGUAUCUAGGGCUUUUGGAGAUCGGCAGUUCAAAAAGGUGGGUCUUGUUGCGACCCCAGAUAUCCAUUCAUUUGACCUUACUGAUAGAGAUCAUUUCAUCAUUCUUGGUUGCGAUGGAUUGUGGGGGGUAUUUGGUCCCAGUGAUGCUGUUGAUUUUGUUCAGAAGUUGUUGAAUGAGGGACUAUCUGUAACAGUUGUGAGCCGCCGUCUUAUAAGGGAAGCUGUUCGAGAACGUCGAUGCAAAGAUAACUGCACUGCAGUUAUCAUUGUAUUCAAGCGAAAUUAA